AUGAAUAUAAAAGUUAACUGCUUUUUGUGCAUGUCGAAGGUUGAGAGUGCGAGAGGGGAUGUAUCAAAAUCCAUCGAGUGUUGCAUGAUGGAAGAGCAAGUAUCAGAAGAAGAAGCAGCAAGUCACAUUAAGAGGCUAAUAAGCUCGUCGUGGAAAUGUCUAAACGAGACAAUUGUAAGCAAAUCACAACCCCUAUCCGUUUUGAGGAUGUCAUUGAACAUGGCAAGGACUACUCAUUGUGUCUUCCAACAUGGAGAUGGUAUUGGUACCUCAAUUGGGGAGACAAAAGACAUUUUAACCUCACUAAUUGUCACACCCAUUCCGAUUGAGUAG
Molecule: messenger RNA, 333 nt
Organism: Ilex paraguariensis (yerba mate)
Lineage: Eukaryota; Viridiplantae; Streptophyta; Magnoliopsida; Aquifoliales; Aquifoliaceae
Source: the annotation of a GenBank genome assembly